Molecule: messenger RNA, 729 nt
Organism: Puccinia graminis f. sp. tritici CRL 75-36-700-3
Lineage: Eukaryota; Fungi; Basidiomycota; Pucciniomycetes; Pucciniales; Pucciniaceae
Exons: 2
Coding region: 190-729 (179 amino acids)
Source: RefSeq, a predicted model, not a curated record
ACACCCCUCAAAUGAAGUGCGGGUGAAUUUUCUUGAUGAACCAUCUGCCAAUGUGUGUAUUUUUUGCUUUCAGGUAUUAGGCUUGUAAAACUUUUGAGAUAUCGGGAGGAUUUUUCAUUCUUACUAUUCUCGGGCUCUGAGUAGCCCGAUGUGAUUAUCGAAAUUGAUAAUGGUAAAGAAGGAAAUAGGAUGAAGAAUACUUCAGGCAUGAGCAGUAGUCUUGUGGACCCGAAAAACGCAGAUGAAUCUCUUGACGGAGGAAGCUGUUUCAAAGCAGAAGACUGUGCAAUCUGUUCGCAAAGAUGCACAGGAUAUCGCGAUUUACCUUGCGGUCACUCCAUCCACAGGUCUUGUGCUAAAAAAUGGCUAAGCAUCAAUCCUACCUGUCCAUUCUGUCGACAACCAGUUCCUGAUGAAGGAGUGGAAAAAUGUGCACAAGUUACAAGAGUACCACGAGCAGAACGUAGCCCAAUUACCAUAGAUGCUCAACAGAGCAUGUGGAGCAUCUCACAUUCUGCACAGAGAGAUCAUGAAAUCGUGAUUCGUCGCCGCGGCCGUGUUUGCUUGAUCAUGUUUUUCUUCUUGUCAUGGAUUAUUCUCGAAUCAUUGAUGAGUGCGUUGAGAUCAAAUCUCAUGGAAUCGAGUAUUUUGACCCUCAGCUCGAGAGAGGACCUUAAGGCAGAUCUUCAAAGUAAAACUACUCGAAUGUGCCUUGUCAUCCAUGAAUGA